Molecule: messenger RNA, 192 nt
Organism: Ichthyophthirius multifiliis
Lineage: Eukaryota; Ciliophora; Oligohymenophorea; Hymenostomatida
Exons: 2
Source: RefSeq, a predicted model, not a curated record
AUGAAAAUGGGACUUAUUUACCUUUAAUGGGAACUUGUUAAGGUUUGGAAUAAAUAAUCUUAGGGAUUACAAAUGAUGAUAAGAGUUUCUAUUGCUAAAGAUAAUGAUGGAAAAACUUUUGUAGCUACUAUGGAAGGGAUUAGAUUUCCUAUUUAUAUAAAUUAAUUUCAUCCUAAAAAAAAAUGCUUUUGA